Molecule: messenger RNA, 1260 nt
Organism: Toxoplasma gondii ME49
Lineage: Eukaryota; Apicomplexa; Conoidasida; Eucoccidiorida; Sarcocystidae
Exons: 4
Coding region: 421-1260 (279 amino acids)
Source: RefSeq, a predicted model, not a curated record
UCUUCGACAAAGUCACAACGGACGAAAAUCCAAUGCGAUGUAUUUGGGAGCUCGUUUGCACUGAUAGGACGUCUACGCAAUAAUUCACCUGACCCACGGUCGUUCUCGUCUGAUCACCUUAUCUUUUAGGAAAGCAAUGCAUGCAAGACCGCAUCGACAGUAAUAUUCAAGCAUCUAGUUGUCGUUUCUCCCUAGUAAGAAGCCUGUGGAAAACAACGCUUUUCACUCCAUAAACUGUAUCAUGGGGCAUAGGAACCUAGCUGGCGCGCGGGAUCUUAUCGAACGCUCAACGUCGUCGUCCGAAGUUACCCACGAGUCAGUUGGCUGUCGUCGCACGACGAAAGUAAUGAAAAGGCGUUAGUGGAUGAGGCCUCGAACCACGGUGAUGCAGCUUUUCUGACGGCGCGUGCGGUCGGCAGGAUGGCAUCCGCGCAUCUACUCUGUCAGGGACCCUACGUGAACGUCUUGAAGGCAUUUCCCCUACACGAUGAAGAAAACUGCAGAUGUCAAGGGGAUGUGACGGAGGAAACAGUCUACAUGCAAAUCAAAGCGAUGCAAUCCCGUCACUUUGUAAUUCACCUCGACAUUUCUACUAUCGAGAAGUUAUGCGUGAGAGCGACUUUCAGUAACAUGGUCAAAGAGCCGAAGGUAACUUCGAGGACAAUCCAGUAUCCUUGUCAUCCGUCACCUGGUGUAUGGACGAUGCUAUGCAUCAACACUCCGACUCUUCUCGGCCAGUACACGCGCUUAGUUCCUAAAGGAAUGGUUCUCAAGUCCAUGCAGAUAUGCGCCAACAUAAAACUUCGAGGCAUCUAUACUUCAGAUAUUCUGUAUCCUCAGAACAUGUUACCACGUGGAAUGCGACUUUCUCCGAAGACAACAGUAGAAGACUGCCAGUGGAUAUACGCCCCUCUUGGAAGCCGGCCGGAUGACGUUCUGCCUAUCACGGGUGACGAGAGCGAUGAUGAUGAGUUUUUCUCUUGCGGAAAGGGAGACAGCUGCAGUAAAGCUGAGAUUCGAACCACAGCAGCCGCCACGGAUCCAAACGAAGGCGAAGAACCCGGCCUGAGGAACUCAAGGAAUGGGACGGGGAUAGGCGGAACAGGAGAUCAGAUCGCUGUUGAAGGAAUGCAGGCUGAUUGUUCAUGGAUUUCAAAAAGCAGCAAUCGAGGAGGCGGCACAGCCGUAACGCAGGGGGAACCUCUGCUGCCUUCAUCACUCUUCAGUCGCGGCGCUCUGUUGCAGGUGCGGCCUCAGUAG